GUAUAGAAAAUUACCGGCGAGCAGAACAAACAAUUUUUCCCUAUUGCGACGCAGCCGAGAAACAAACAGUUACUAAUAGUGCAGCGCUUGGAGAGCAACACGCCACCCAAAAAUGUCUGAAGAAAACGGAGCUGGAAAUGCACUUAAAAUUGCUGGUGCUGUCAUCCUGCCGAAUCUGGGCGGUCUGCUCGGCGGCUACGUGACACGAAAAAAUCUCAAGAAUUGGUAUGCGAAUCUAAACUUUCCCACGUUCAGGCCGCCCAACUGGGUGUUUGCACCGAUGUGGACAUCCCUGUAUGCCGGCAUGGGCUACGCAUCUUACCUGGUGUGGCGCGAUGGAGGCGGCUUCCAUGGUGAUGCCCAAUUGCCGUUGGUUGCGUAUGGCACACAGUUGGCUUUGAACUGGGCGUGGACACCGAUAUUCUUUGGCAAUCAUAACAUCAAGGGCGGGCUUAUUGAAAUUAUUGCGCUGACAGCGGCGGCUGGUGCCUGUGGUGCGAUGUUCUAUCGGGUCAAUAAGACGGCCGGUCUUAUUUUUGUUCCCUACAUGGCCUGGCUGGGAUUUGCCACUGCCUUGAAUUAUGCCAUGUGGAAACUUAACCCGAAGCCGGAGAAGGCUGAGCAAAAACCGGAACAUUCUAGCUAAACCCAAUGGGUUAAUUAAUUGCUUUUUUGCAUUUUUUAAUUUGUUUAUUUUUCAAUAAAAAAAUGUCACAAAAUAAAAACGUAUCGGCGUUAUCGAUAAACUGUAAAGCUGCGUGCGCAGUUGAAUGUCAA
Drosophila grimshawi is the source of this 777-nucleotide messenger RNA. Its product is annotated as translocator protein. Gene Ontology annotation, cellular component: mitochondrial outer membrane. Lineage: Eukaryota; Metazoa; Arthropoda; Insecta; Diptera; Drosophilidae. Bases 113 to 646 code for a protein of 177 amino acids. The transcript has 2 exons. The record is from RefSeq and is a predicted model, not a curated record.